Molecule: messenger RNA, 5007 nt
Organism: Xenopus laevis (African clawed frog)
Lineage: Eukaryota; Metazoa; Chordata; Amphibia; Anura; Pipidae
Gene: c2cd4d .L
Product: C2 calcium-dependent domain-containing protein 4C
Exons: 3
Coding region: 3245-4381 (378 amino acids)
Source: RefSeq, a predicted model, not a curated record
UCUCAUAGAAAUAGGGAAUGGCCAUGAAAUAGGCCAAAUGUUUAUCAGUAUGAGGGACCACUGACACCUUGGCCCACCGGGAGUUUUCCUGGUAUCCCAUUGGGCCAGUCCGACACUGCCUACUGGACAGUCUCCUCCUACUAUAUAGUCUCCUCCUACUGGACAGUCUCCUCCUACUGGACAGUCUAAUCCAACUGGAUAGUCUGGGCAGUGACGUCACAAUGGGAGGGUGCAGGAGCUGUAGGUGGUGAGGUACAAUUCACAUGUAAUACCUGCCCCAGCCAUAGCUGCUGAUUUACCCCAGUGGGGUGGCAGCCCUAACCCACCCAACUCCGCACCAGUGACAUCACCGUGGCAACUAUGUCCAUUAGUGACAUCAUCAGAGGCGGAGCACAGGCUGAAAAUGAUAUUUUGUUUUUACCUGGGGAUAAAGGAAUACCCUGGAAGCAUCUCGUCUGGUUCUGGUCCUCGGUCACAUGACCCAGUACAAAGGUUCUACUUACAGUAAUGAGGCAAAUUCAUUUAGUUUCCCUAUAAAUAAUGCACUUUCCUGUUACGCCUCCAUCUGACGUGGAAUCUGGUUGCUAGGGUCGUUAAAAGUAUCUGGUUGCUAGGGAGAAUUCUACUUAUGUACAUCCCCAUCCCAGGCCCAUUAGCAGAGCUGCUCCCCUGUUUGCCUUCAUACUGGGACAUGGAAUCAGCUACCUGUGCCUUUAAAUCCCGUCCCUGCAUCAUCCCCUCGGCUGGAUGAAUAGUGAGCUGUGCCUUUAAGGAUAAAAUCCCUGCCGUAAAAGCAGGACAAGACUGUUGUGAUUUGGUGGAAGGGAAGCUGAGUAACAAAGAAAUUCAGCAAAAAAAAAUCAUUAUGAUGCUGCCCCAGCCCCACCCCUCUCUGUGUAUAACAGCACCCAAGCCCUGGAAUAAUGAGCACCCCUGAAAGCUUAGCACCCGGGUGCAGCACCGCCAAUCAUUUCAUUCUUACUCCCUCUCUCUUCAUCCUUUGUCUUUAAAUGAUUUCUAAAUGUUAAUACAGGAGCAUUUUUGAGCCAUAUGUGAAAUCAUUCUGACACUGUCCCAAGGAGCUUACACUCUAAUGGUAUAAUGGGAGAUGCUUCCCUGGAGAGCUUACACUCUAGUGUUAAAAUGGGAGAUGCUUCCCUGAUAAGCUUACACUCUAGUGGUAUAAUGGAAAAUGUUUCUCCGGUGAGCUUACACUCUAGUGGUAAAAUGGGAGAUGCUUCCCUGAGAAGCUUACACUCUAGUCGUAUAAUGGGAGAUGUUUCCCUGGAGAGCUUAUACUCUAGUGUUAAAAAGGGAGAUGCUUCCCUGAGGAGCUUACACUCUAGUGGUAUAAUGGGAAAUGUUUCCCUGGAGAGCUUACACUCUAGUGUUAAAAUGGGAGAUGCUUCCCUGAGAAGCUUACACUCUAGUGGUAAAAUGGGAGAUGCUUCCCUGAGAAGCUUACACUGUAGUCGUAUAAUGGGAGAUGUUUCCCUGGAGAGCUUACACUCUAGUGGUAAAAUGGGAGAUGCUUCGCUGAGGAGCUUACACUCUAGUGGUAUAAUGGGAGAUGCUUCUCCAAGUAAAUUACAGUCUACUAGACUGUAAGUUCCUUGGGACAAGGUCUCCCAUCAUAACACCCUUAUAAUCCCUUCCCCAAAGAGCUUACACUCUAUUGAUAUAAUGGGAGACCUUGUCCCAAGGAGCUUACACUCUAGUGGUAAAAUGGGAGAUGCUUCCCUGGAGAGCUUACACUCUAGUGGUAUAAUGGGAGAUGCUUCCCUAAGAAGCUUACACUCUAGUGGUAUAAUGGGAGAUGCUUCCCUAAGAAGCUUACACUCUAGUGGUAUAAUGGGAGAUGCUUCCCUGAGGAGCUUACACUCUAGUGGUAUAAUGGGAGAUGCUUCCCUGAGAAGCUUACACUCUAUUGGUAUAAUGGGAGAUGCUUCCCUGAAAAGCUUACACUCUAGUGGUAUAAUGGGAGAUGCUUCCCUGAGAAGCUUACAAUCUAGUGGUAUAAUGGGAGAUGCUUCCCCGAGGAGCUUACACUUUAGUUGUAUAAUGGGAGAUGCUUCUCUGAGAAGCUUGCACUCUAGUGGUAUAAUGGGAGAUGCUUCCCUGAGAAGCUUACAAUCUAGUGGUAUAGUGGGAGAUGCUUCCCUGAGGAGCUUACACUCCAGUGGUAUAAUGGGGGUUCUGCCCUGAGCAGCUUACACUCUAGUGGUAUAAUGGGAGACCCUGCCCGAAUGAACUUACUUCCUAAUGGUAUAAUGGGAGACCUUUCCCCAAGGAGCUUACACUCUGUUGGUAUAGGAGCUUGCAAUCUGCUGGUUCCUUGCAGUACAUUUCCCAGAGUGCUGUGGGCACCUGUAUGCUGCCGCACAGACUAUUGAGAAUCAGAUGAAUGAGAUGAAAGGCGCAUAGUUGAAGUGCAGGCUCAUUAGCCGAGCGCCCGGACGUUACCAGGAGAGACCAAGUGCAACACUGGCUGUCUGUAUUCAUGAGCGGGGGAUUAUUUCAGCAGCCAGGGGGGCAGUGCCAUUAUUUGCAGCAGCAGGGUCUGGAGAGUGGGGGUAUAAAUAGAGAGCGCUGAGAUAAUGGGGAGAGAGAGAGACAGGUGAGACAUACAAACAACUGAGCGCAGGCAGAGGAGGUAAAGGAGCAGGGGGGCCCCACAGUUAAUGCAUUAAAGGGCCCCCACAACUUCCAGAGGUUGAUCUGCUUUAUUAAUAUAUAUUGAAUUUCCUCAUUAUUGAGGGACCCCAUCAGCCCCACUGCAUCUGGGAGGAAGAUCAGAGCCCCUACUCACAAGAGCUUACACUCCAAAGCUGUGGGGAACAAGUGCCACCCAUGGGUGCUGAGGAGAAGUGAUGAUCCAAUAUGGGAUGUUGACCCGGGGCAGGAACCACUGAAGGGUUAAAUCCGCUGGACUGAGAAUUUAUUGCACCAAAGCCAACGAGUCGGAGAUUUCCUCGAAGGAACAUAGAAACUGUGCCAAGACUGGGGGCCGGCACCCUCUGGAAUUGGGCAAGGAAGGGUGACGUAGCACCCAAUGUGUCUAUACAGGUGCCCAGACUGAUAGGGACACGCACUGCUGCAUGAUGGGAUACAUAUCACAGGGUAGCCAUGGAAACAGAGGACUUUGAAUAGACAGAUCCAGUAAGGAUUCCUGAAUGAUUUUUACAGACCCAGUGUCUCCUGACAUCACUUUUCCACCCAACCCCAAGAAGCCUCUUCCAAGGUCAUGUUCCGCUCCAAGAAGAAGGUGGUGCACUCCUACCCCAACAUCCUCACCCCUGACCAGAUCCCCAAGUUCUUCAUCCCUCCAAAACUUUCCCCAGCGCUGGUCAGGGCAGGAUAUGGCAGAACAGGGAUGGAAAAGAGACAUGAAGGGUUAAAGCCCAGCCCCAAGGCUUUGCUGAAGUCAGCGCACCGCCAUGUUAUUCAAGUUGAAGAUGUAGAGGGUGAGAUGGAGGCACCAGAUCCAGUGACUCAAGGGCCUUUUUCUGCUCCUCUAAUGGGGGGUCUCUAUUUGUCUGAAAGUCCCAACACACGCAGAAGGGAGUCUCUCUUUCAUGAGAGGUGCCAGACUCAUGGACCUUGUGAGAUGGCCUCAUUGUCCCCACUGGAUGGAAGUACCAGGCCAAGCUGGAGAAACUCAACCUCAGACUUGGAGUUACAUCAGGUCUCACUUGGAGCUAUGGACAGUGACACCACUUCUUCUGCCGACUCCUCUCCCUUCAGUUCUCCUCUGCUCACCCGUUCCAUGGCUGGGAGCUUGGUCGGCCAAGUCUAUGAUAAGCAACGCCAGUUUGGUCGCCCUCUAAGCAGCAAAGCCUUGGACCGGACAAGCUCCCUGUCCACUGAGGAGACCAGUUCAGCAGACACCAGCCCCUAUGUCACUCGCAGAGACAGCCAACGGGGGUUAGGACUUUCCAUGGUCCAUCUGGUCCCACCACCAGUUUUUCAUCUUGACUUUAUCUGCUGCAAGGAGAGGUUGACCAAAGAAACUGAGGUCCUGAUAGACAAGGGAGGGCUUCUGCGCUUGUCUGCUGAGUACAUAAAGGAGAUGGGGCGCCUUAGGGUGAAGCUGGUCAGUGCAGAGAACCUGUACCCACCCUAUCAGGACCCCAAGAACAUUAGCUGCUGUGCAGUCAUGUGCCUACAGCCAGGGAAGCAGCAGAAGCAGAAGAGCACUGUCAUACGCAGGAGUCGGAACCCCAUCUUCAACGAGGACUUCUUUUAUGAAGGGGUGGAGAAGUCGGAGCUGGACACCAGGAGCCUUAGGGUGAAGGUUGUAAACCAGGGGUCCGGCAUGCGCAGAGACCAAUUGUUGGGUCAUACCGAGCUCAGGCUCUGCUCCAUCCUACCACCUUCAUAGAGUGGCUGAGGGUCUCGGUAUCUGUGGUUGGAGGAGGCCAAUUGAGGAAACUCAAUAUCCUACUCAUGUUCUUCCAACCAUCAGUCCAUCAGACUCGAUCACUAAGCACCCACUUUAACCAAUGACUGGGAGCUAUAUAUAUAUAUAUAUAUACUAUAUAAUAUACUGACAGGCUAUUUAUUGUUCUUGUAUAUACAUGUAAUACCUCUUAUUCCUAUCUGUAACCCUCCAUAGAAACCCACUUGUUGCUCCAUGUAACUUUCCUAGUGACUCACCACUCACCCUUACACCCACUAGCCUCAUGGGAAGAAUAUCUGUUUGCAGGACUCGGGGUUCCCCUAUAAAGUUCUGUUUGCCUGGAAAGUAAGUGUUGGGGUGCUACUGUAAAGGCCACGGCUGUUCCCUAUUGAUUCUCCCCUAUUUAUCAAUUGAAUGAUUUAAAUUUUAAUUCAAGUAUUCCUCCUAUUGGCACAGCCCAGAAUCACAGUGGGUGGUUUUGUUGGUGAAGCAGGGGAUAUGUGGGUGUAACUGGGCAUUUCUGGGAAGAUUGGGGUGCAGCAUUACAUAUCUAAUAUCCAGGGAUGUGUAAGAGAAGCUGUCUGUCCAUCAUAAAGUGUCUGACUAUA